AUGCCACCCCGAUCCAGCAAGCGCAUCGCGACCAAGGAGGCGGCGCGGGUCCUCAGCGAUGACGACGGCGUGCUGGACGACGACGACCGGUGCAUCAUCAUGGGCAACCAGCAAGCGAAGGACUACUUCUCGUCGCGCAAGUUCCGGAAGCGAGCGAAAGACGACAAGAAGAUCUCGGGCAUCCAGCUCCUUGGUGGCGCCGAGGUCCACCGCGAGCUCGUCAAGUGGGACAAGGCCCACGACGAAGACGUCUCGGUCGCGAUCCUCGCCGAGUACGAGGCGCAUCGCUUUCCAACGUGGCGGAACCAGCUCUCGGCCGGCUUCAACCUCCUCUUCACGGGCUUUGGCUCCAAGAUCCAGCUACUUCAGGCCUUUGGCCGCCUCGUUGGCGCAGACGAGCACGUCAUGCACGUGCAUGGGUACCUGCCCUCGGUCUCGAUGCGCUUCGUCGUCGCCUUCCUCUUUGACAAACUCUUUAAAAAGAAGAUCUCGGGGGGUCGGUCUCUCGAAGACCAGUGCGCCGAGCUCGCACGGCUACUCGGACUGCACCGGUCCAAGCAGGUCUGCAUUGUCGUGCACUCGAUCGACGGGUCGGCGCUUCGGUCGAGCGAUACGCAGAAGGCGUGGAGCCUCCUAGCGCAGUGCUCUCAAAUCCACUUGGUCGCUAGCGUCGACCACGUGAACGCAGCGUCGCUCUGGGACGAGUCCGAGGCUAAGCGCUUUGGGUGGCUCGAGCACACGGUCAACACGAUGGCGCCGUACACGAGCGAGGUCUUGGUGACGGGCUGGAGUGGCGCCAUGGGUCGCGACGACAAGCACGCCGUGAGCGGCAUUCAGUACAUCCUCGAGAGCCUCACGCCGUCGGACCUCGCGAUGCUCCGGUACCUCGGCACCGAGCAGCUCAAGGGCCAGAAGCUCUCGUACAAGCAGUGGGAGACGCACUGCUGCAAGCAACUGCUCGCGACGCCCGCGGCCAUGCGCAACACGCGCAAGGUGCUCGAGGAGCACGGGUUGAUCCAAGUGCUGCGCGGUGACGCGGUGGUUCGCAUUCCGUUUGGUGACCACGUGAUCCAGCAAGUGAUUCUCGACGAAGCCGCUCUCGAGGAGAUUCCGUAGGCAG
Molecule: messenger RNA, 1120 nt
Organism: Saprolegnia parasitica CBS 223.65
Lineage: Eukaryota; Oomycota; Saprolegniomycetes; Saprolegniales; Saprolegniaceae
Exons: 5
Coding region: 1-1116 (371 amino acids)
Biological process (GO): DNA replication
Cellular component (GO): nucleus; nuclear origin of replication recognition complex
Molecular function (GO): DNA replication origin binding
Source: RefSeq, a predicted model, not a curated record